UUGUGUGUGUUGGCUUUGUCGGUAGUGCGUACGUUUAAGCGCAGCCGUGGCCGCUCCCCGUCGAGUCUCGCUUUCAAAUCGCCGUCACUUUCACGAGAUCUUCAUCCACCCAUCUGCACUGCAAACAGCCCAAGAAAGCGACCGUACCAGCCAUGGGUGGAGCCCAAGCAAUCAAGAGGAUCCCUCGAAUCAAGUUUCCCAAACGCCAUCCCAACCCCUCUGGUUCUACUUCCCAGACUCCAUCAAACCUUGGGGUCGAUGAUCAAGUUAUCUUCUCAACUGGAAAUGUUUUGAAAACUGUGGGAGGAAAAGCUUCCCUUCAGCCUAAGAGGACACCGAUGUCUAACGAGGAGAUUGAGGCUGUUUUGCUGGGUGGGUGCAUCUGAUGGUGAGCCUUCAAAGGAAAGACCAUAAGGUUGUGGACAUUUUUUUCUCAUGUCUAAAAGUUUUAGUUUCCUGUAUUAAGAACUUAUAUCAUAUGUAAAAGGAAUGCUUAAGCUAAACUUUCCUUAAUAAGAGGAAACUUUGACAAUUCAUUCCGAUGAAAUGGAACUUUGAAGAUCCAAUUUUACUAUA
This is a messenger RNA of Momordica charantia (bitter melon), 576 nucleotides long. RefSeq lists its product as uncharacterized. NCBI's taxonomy places the organism in Eukaryota, Viridiplantae, Streptophyta, Magnoliopsida, Cucurbitales, Cucurbitaceae. The record is from RefSeq and is a predicted model, not a curated record.